Messenger RNA from Salvia hispanica, 1078 nucleotides. Its product is annotated as Cwf15 / Cwc15 cell cycle control family protein. Gene Ontology annotation, cellular component: catalytic step 2 spliceosome. The record is from RefSeq and is a predicted model, not a curated record. Gene Ontology annotation, molecular function: RNA binding. Lineage: Eukaryota; Viridiplantae; Streptophyta; Magnoliopsida; Lamiales; Lamiaceae. Gene Ontology annotation, biological process: mRNA cis splicing, via spliceosome.
UCGUCGAGCUCUGUAUUCCGUCACUUUUCAAUAUUAUCCAUCUCCCACAGAAAUCCCCAAAUCGAAUCAUCUCCGAUCUACUAGGGUUUCCAAUAUCCUACUCGGCGACCGAUUGUGAAGAUUAUCAGCUCUCGAGGUUUAUUCCUAUCGAUCCGUAGCUUCGAUUCUGAUAAUCUCCAGCUCCCGCGAUGACGACUGCUGCAAGACCUACCUGGGCACCAGCCAAAGGUGGGAAUGAACAAGGAGGAACUCGAAUCUUCGGUCCAUCUCAAAAGUAUUCGUCUAGGGACAUCGCUGCUCAUACUACCCUCAAACCUAGAAAGGAAGGACAAGACACCCAAGAUGAGGUGCAAAGGAGAAAUCUCAGGGAAGAGCUAGAGGAUCGAGAGAGGAGGCAUUUCUCAUCAAAAGAGGAUAGAGAUCGCCGGAAGGGAAAUCAUCUCCUUUUAGAAGGGUCUAGGAGAGAAGUUGAGGACCGUAUUAUUCCACGAAGUAUAGAUGCAGAUGAUGCUGAUGUGAAUGCUCAGAGUGAUGAUGAUAGUGAUGAAGAUGACGACGAUGAUGAUGAGGAAGCACUUCUGCUUGAGCUUGAACGUCUAAGGAGAGAAAAAGCUGAGCAGAGAGAGCGAGAAGAACGCGAAAAACAAGAUGAGGAGUUGAAAGCUAAAGAAGAGCAACUUUUGCGUGGAAAUCCUCUACUAAACAAUCCAACUUCUUUUAGUGUAAAGAGGAGGUGGGAUGAUGAUGUGGUUUUCAAGAACCAAACUCGUGGUGAGACCAAGACUCCUAAGCGCUUCAUCAAUGACACCAUCAGGAGCGACUUCCACAGGAAAUUUCUCCAUAAAUACAUGAAAUAAUGACUUCGCUAUUUCACUGAUAGAACUCUGGCCUGAUGUUGAGAAUUGAGACCACCAAGUGAAACAGUUCUUUGGUCUAAGUAUUGAUGUGUUAUGUGGAUUGUAUGUGUUUCUAAACUCGUAAAGAUUGUAAGGAUUGUAUGUGUUUCACCCUGGAAUCCAGUCCUAAUAUACAGUUUUACCUGAUUCUGUUAUUAAAUAUUAAAGCUGCCUUGGAUUUA